This is a messenger RNA of Scatophagus argus, 5814 nucleotides long. RefSeq names its product zinc finger protein 740a (gene znf740a). Bases 563 to 2524 code for a protein of 653 amino acids. The record is from RefSeq and is a predicted model, not a curated record. Gene Ontology annotation, cellular component: nucleus. The transcript is spliced from 21 exons. Gene Ontology annotation, biological process: regulation of immune system process; negative regulation of transcription by RNA polymerase II; regulation of cytokine production. NCBI's taxonomy places the organism in Eukaryota, Metazoa, Chordata, Actinopteri, Scatophagidae. Gene Ontology annotation, molecular function: DNA-binding transcription activator activity, RNA polymerase II-specific; RNA polymerase II cis-regulatory region sequence-specific DNA binding.
CAAUAAUUUUUAUUUUCCCUGGUCUGGCCCGAGGGGCAGUUCAAACAGGGAGCAGCAGAUUGAGCCCCUGGGCCUCUAUGUCUGCACGUCACUGUUUUCUGUCAUUUUAGCGUCCACUCCUUCCUUUUCAUCUGCGUCUUUUCAGUCGUCGUCUGAAUGUGCAACAAUCUGAGGGAGACCAGCUCCAUUAUAAUAUCACUCAUCGGUAUAACCUUAAGUAGUCGGCGUAAAAUAUCCACCGCAAUAUAAAAUGGAUUAACAAACUGGUUUUGUUCGCGCUUUCAAACAACGCUCUCUGUUCCCGGGGAGCUGAUGGAAGAUGACCCUUUUCUCUUCGCUUGAGGAGGCUGUUCUGCUGUGUGGGGGAGUGGGUUACAUCCUGUGGCGUUUCCUGUGUUUGUAAACUAGACCGUCUUGAAAACGUCGGGCGAGUGAAGCUAAAAGUUUUAAUGCUAGAUGAGUGAGGUGGGUGUGGCUUCCCACCAGCCCGACCAUCCUGACUGACGGAUCUCUGGAUGACCUUGUCCCCACCCCUGUCCCUGCGCUCACAUACACCACAGCAAUGUCACAUCUGCCCAGCAGCUCAGUCCGCGACCAUAUGAAAUGGGCGGGGCUGCUUGGCUGUGAAGCUGUCCUCUCCAGUAUGGCCCUAAUGCAAGCCAGCUCCAUGGCUGCUCCGCCCAAAAAAAUGAUGGCUCCACUUGGUCAUGCACCACCGCAGCGAGAGGGACCUGACCGUGGUCCCCAGAGCCACAUGAUCCUCCCAUCUGGAAUGAGCUGUCCACCCCUGCUUAUUCGGAAGGAAGGUGAAUUCCAAGCUCCCCGCCUGCUGGACGAGAAGGAGAUGAGGGCCAACGAGGACAUGCAGCAGAAAAAAAAGAACAGGAAAUCAGUAACGCCCUGUAAAGUGAGAGAACAAGAGGGAAGGGGUGGGAAGGGCACAGGAGAUGAGAAUGGUCCAUCAUCCAAAGUGCAGAAAAACUUUAUUUGUGAUCACUGUUACGGAGCAUUUAGGAGUGGAUACCACCUGAAGAGACAUAUCCUCAUUCAUACAGGGGAGAAGCCGUAUGCUUGUGCCGUAUGUGACAUGAGGUUUAUUCAGCGUUACCACCUGGAGAGACACAGCCUCAUUCACACGGGGGUGAAGCCGUACGCUUGUUCCAUGUGUGACAUGAGGUUUUUCCAGCGUUACCACCUGGAGAGACACAGACUCACUCAUACGGGGGUGAAGCCGUACGCUUGCUCCAUGUGUGACAUGAGGUUCUUCCAACGUUACCAUCUGGCAAGACACAGCCUCACUCAUACUGGGGUGAAGCCAUACGCUUGCUCCAUGUGUGACAUGAGAUUUUUCCAACGCUACCACUUGGCAAGACACAGCCUCACUCACACGGGGGUGAAGCCAUAUGCUUGCUCCAUGUGUGACAUGAGAUUUUUCCAGAGAUACCACCUGGCAAGACACACUCUCACCCAUACGGGGGUGAAGCCAUACGCUUGCUCCAUGUGUGACAUGAGAUUCUUCCAGCGUUACCAUUUGGCAAGACACAGCCUCACUCAUACUGGGGUGAAGCCGUAUGCUUGUACCAUGUGUGACAUGAGGUUUAUACAGCGUUACCAGCUGGAGAGACACAGUCUCACUCAUACAGGGGUGAAGCCGUACGCUUGCACCAUGUGUGACAAGAGGUUUUUUCAGCGCUACCACCUGGCGAGACACAGCCUCACUCAUAUGGGUGUGAAACCUUAUGCUUGCACCAUGUGUGACAUGAAGUUUUUUCAGCGUUACCACCUGGCGAGACACAGCCUCACUCAUACGGGUGUGAAACCUUAUGCUUGCACCAUGUGUGACAAGAGGUUUUUUCAGCGCUACCACCUGGCGAGACACAGCCUCACUCAUAUGGGUGUGAAACCUUUUGCUUGUACCGUGUGUGACAUGAGGUUUGUUCAGCGUUACCACCUGGCGAGACACAGCCUCACUCAUACGGGUGUGAAACCUUAUGCUUGCACCAUGUGUGACAAGAGGUUUUUUCAGCGCUACCACCUGGCGAGACACAGCCUCACUCAUAUGGGUGUGAAACCUUUUGCUUGUACCAUGUGUGACAUGAAGUUUGUUCAGCGUUACCACCUGGCGAGACACAGCCUCACUCAUACGGGGGUGAAGCCGUAUGCUUGUUCCAUGUGUGACAUGAGGUUUAUUCAGCGUAACCACCUGGAGAGACACAGCCUCACUCAUACGGGAGAGAAGCCAUUUGCUUGUGACAUGUGUGAUAUGAGGUUUAUCCAGCGCUACCACCUUGAGAGACACAAGCGUGUCCAUAGUGGGGAGAAGCCUUACCAGUGUGAACGGUGCCAGCAGAACUUUUCACGGACAGACAGGCUGUUGCGGCAUCGGCGGUUGUGCCAGGGUCGCAGCGUAGCCAAAGUGGAGAACCAGCCGUGCUGCGAACCGCGCCCGUACCCCCAAGAACCCCCACCUGCACCCCCGACCUGGAGUCCCCUGCAUCCCCCCCCGGGCCGACUGGCGGUCUGACAUUCCACCUUUCCUACAUCCACCAUGCCGGCAGAGACAGGACAAGCCACAGGGUUUCUUCACAGCUCUGUUCUGAGUGACGCCACACUCUAGCACAGACUGAUCUUGCAGCUCCAGUCUUGGUAUUACUAAUGACCGAAAGACAUUCGUGUUUUUGUUUUGUUGACUUUUUACUGUGUCGUUUCCCCCCCCCCCCCCCCCAUUUUUUUAAAGACAAGACUUUUCUGUGAUGAACAGUGGUCCUGUUUUGUACUUAUUCUAUUUGAUUUUUGCAAAAAAAAAAGGAAAAAAAAGUUUUUAUUGUUGUUCAAAUAUAUCUGCAUUUGGUGGUACUCGGGAGGGGCGGCGGGUAUUGUUUAUCCUGACGUUUUAGCAACAAAAUGGGAUGAAGUGGUGAGAAAACAUAUUUGAGCGUCUUUCUAAUUUUUCCUCAUGUGGCCCAUUUUGACUCAAAAGGAUCAUUGCUCAGGUGAAAAUUAGUAAAACCAAACUGUACUUCCUGGUAAAGCAAGGAAACCACUCUGCUGGACCUGAUCUCACCUGCUGUAGCAGCUAAUACAGUGUUGAGCAUUAUGACAUUUCACUGAAAGCAGUUUCUGGUCUACAUAGGAUUAGAGCAAUAGGAUUUCCCUGACUUUAUCAAUAUGGGAGGUACAGUUUCGCUCAUUAUAUUGUGUAAAUAAUUUAAAAUGUUUAUUAUUAUUUUUGUUGUGGAACUUGAGUGAUGAUUUUUUUGUUUUUUUUUUUUAAUGUACAAAAUGGGCCAGUAACAAACUAAACAUUAGAAAUUUGUUCAAAUACAGCCUGUUACCGCAGUUUCGAUGAAAUCCUGAGGGAACCUGAGUAACUUUCUGAGUGUGUUUUAUUAAAAAAAAGAAAAGUGAUAUCAAACAGUGCUUCAUAACUGUAAACCAGGAGUUCAAAGAAGUGGAUGAUGAGAGGGCAGCCUGCCGUUGACUGGCGCUUUGUCAUACAUGAGAAGCAUAGUUACGGGAGUGUCACCUGUGGCUCUCAUGUUCUGUGUUGUUCUGAUGUGCUGGUGACUCAGGAAAUGGCACAGGACGGCAUCCUUAGCGAGUCGUCCUUCCACACCUGUCGUGUGUUUGGCAGAGAAGCGUCUCUCCUCGCUCUGUCCAUACACGCGGUCUAAAGUAGUGCAGGUUGGCCACUUGAAGUCCCAUUAUGUUGUUUGUACAGAUUCUCACAUCGUGAGAUUAGCGGGGAUAUACAAAAUCUUGUGGCCUUAGUGUGUUUCUUUUUUUUCUUUUUUUUUUUCUUUUUUAUUUGCCUUUUUCUCAACUGUUUAUUAUCGUGGAUCAGAUGUAUUUACUAAGACAAGACAGCCUUUCAUCAUCAUGGUAUGUUUUUUUGUUUUGUUUUGUUUUUUUAUUAAUCCUGAAGCUGUCGUGGUUACAGAAUGUUGAUGGCUUCCAUGGCGCUAAAACAGACUAAUGUGUUCUCCUGUCGAGAGAGGUUUGUCUUUUGAUGAUAAUGAAUAUUUUGGAUCAUUGUUACUGAUUACAGUGUAACACAGUCUAUAGUCCUUAAGGAGCCCCUUGGAGUUUGACGGUCCUUGUGAGAAGUCAGUAGUGCUAAAUUUUUUCCUCCUGCAGAGCUUUGGCCCCGGUCACAGGCCACAGCAGAAUCAACUCUUGCUUGACUCUGUUACACACUAACAAUUGCCUUUUUUUAUCCAAAUAUUAUGUGAUUGGUGUGUAUUAAUGGAUGUCUGUCAUGUCAUUGGGUUUGGCCUUAAGUAAGUGCGGAUACACGAAUAAUCGUUGUAGUACUAAAUUAUAUCGUAACGAACGAUUCCUUUUACUUACGAUGAACUGUACUUUGUGAAAGUCUUCGAUGGUCAGCCAGCAAAGAGCUGGUUGAUCAGGGCCACUUUGCAGCCUAUUGGAAAUAUUUCCCAAACUUGCUCAGUGCUGUGACUGGAGAGCUAGAGACUGAUUUGUCCUAACUGUUCUGUUUCACCACAAAAUGUCAGUGCUGGGUAGGAGGAUUAUUCUGCAAGGCCAAACAUGCGUGUACUUAUCAAGAUGUUACAGCUGUUCUCUGAUGCAGAGCGAACAACCGCUAACUGAAACCAUCAAGGGUGAUUUCAGGGGUCAGAUGUCUCGUUUGGAUCAUGCUGAGUGAAGAAUUUUUUACAAUUUCUUUUAAAGGUCCAGUUAAGCCCUCGACUGAAUGUGGAGGUGGAAUCCCAGAGUGCUUUAUCUGGUCUCUGAUUUGUCAGAUGAACAGUUUGUUUGAUACAAAUAAGUGGGUGCUUACCAAGUUAUGUGAUUUUUUUUUUUUUUUUUUUUUUUUAACCAAAAGUGUUGGGAAAAGUUCUUCUUAAAUGGUCCAUUGAUAUCAAGGUGAAGUUGUGUUCGGAGGUGGGAUUCAGUAAGUAAAACCCAGUGGCAGCAGAGGGGCCAAGUUUGAGAAAUGCAUUCGUUUGUGAUGGAAACACUAUUCCAAAUCUGUGGAAGGGAUACUGCUGGCACGAGCACAUAGUGAAAUGGCUAAAGGGCAAUAGAGUAUAUAGUUGACGUCACUUGUUAAUACCUUUUUUGUCAUUUAUUGUUUUUAGUAUUCUCAAUCUCAUUGUCAAAAUGCAAUAGAAUCCUUGAGUCUCAGAUCUUUUGUUUAUAAGAUUGAGGUUUGAUUUUUCAGACGGAUACGAAGAAUCGUUUGUCUGAGAAUUUCUCAUCACGUUUUGAUGAUUGUUUCGAGGACCUUUUUUUUAUUGAUGAAAUUGUAAACACUGGAGUGAAAGGAAAAAAGACAAAAAAGAGAUGGAUAUUUUUUUUCCUUCAGACUGUACUAGAUUUUAGGUUUUAGACAAAGCCUAUUUCUCCUCAACUUGACACGGAAGGUGGACAGAACAAUUUGGAUCAGUACGGUUGCGAGCCCAGUAUGUUCGGUAAUUUUGACAUUAGAGGCAGUAGUACCACAAGAAAAUGUUUUCUUUCUUAUAUGAAGUCCCUGGUAUUUGUAGUAAAUUAUAUUGAUAAUGGUAUUAGAUGAACAACAGCAACAGUAGCUAUCACAGAUUAGUUGUUUUCUUUAUUAGUCUUGCAUGCAGAGUUAUGGUCCUCAGUUAAGAUAGGAUCUUGAUAUUGAUUAUUUUGUGUAGGAAAAUGAGUGCAUAAGAAUAACUUCCUAAAAAAAAUGUUACAAUGAUUAUUGUAAAAUGGGCUAACUAAUAUGUACCCUUGUGAUCCAAUUAGUUUCAAGUAUAUGAAAAUCAGAGGAGAGGCUUCUUACUAUUACGCUGAAAUAAAAGAAUUUGUAAUGGA